GGCAUGGAGGAAGGCAACCAUAGUGUAACUGACUUCAUCCUGGUAGGUUUCACCCAGGAUCCUAUGAUGCAGAUGAUCCUCUUUGUACUUUUCCUCAUUGUGUACUUGAUGACAAUGCUGGGGAAUAUCACUUUGAUAGUAUUAAUCUAUACAGACUCCCGGCUGCACACCCCCAUGUAUUUCUUCAUUGGAAACCUAUCUUUUCUGGAUCUCUGGUAUUCCUCUGUUUACACACCCAAAAUCAUGGUGACCUGUGUGUCUGAGGACAAGAGCAUCUCCUUUUCUGGGUGUGCAGCUCAGUUCUUCUUCUCAGCUGGACUGGCAUAUAGUGAGUGCUACCUGUUGGCUGCCAUGGCAUAUGACCGCUACAUAGCCAUCUCCAACCCACUACUCUAUGCUCAGGCCAUGUCUAGAUGGUUAUGUAUAUGUCUGGUUGGCAUUUCCUACAUUGGUGGUUUUGUUAAUGCUAUCAUACUUACUAGCAAUACAUUCACUCUCAAUUUCUGUGGGGAUAAUAUCAUUGAUGACUUCUUCUGUGAUGUCCCACCCUUGGUGAAGCUGGCAUGUAAUGUGAAGGACAGUUACCAGGAGGUGCUCUAUUUCCUCUUGGCUUCCAAUGUAAUCACUCCUACUCUACUAAUCCUGGCCUCCUACCUCUUCAUCAUUGCUGCCAUCCUGAGGAUUCGCUCUACCCAGGGUCGACUCAAAGCAUUCUCUACCUGCUCCUCUCACUUGAUUUCUGUCACAUUAUAUUAUGGCUCUAUUCUCUACAUUUAUUCCCGCCCAAGUUCCAGCUAUUCCCUGGAGCGAGACAAAAUUGUCUCUACAUUUUACACUGUGGUCUUCCCCAUGUUGAAUCCCAUAAUCUAUAGCCUGAGGAACAAGGAUGUGAAAGAAGCCCUGAAGAAACUUUGCAAAAUGACAAUUUCCUGA
Dromiciops gliroides (monito del monte) is the source of this 933-nucleotide messenger RNA. Its product is annotated as olfactory receptor 1013-like. Gene Ontology annotation, molecular function: odorant binding; olfactory receptor activity; G protein-coupled receptor activity. Gene Ontology annotation, biological process: sensory perception of smell; G protein-coupled receptor signaling pathway. Bases 4 to 933 code for a protein of 309 amino acids. Gene Ontology annotation, cellular component: membrane. Lineage: Eukaryota; Metazoa; Chordata; Mammalia; Microbiotheria; Microbiotheriidae. The record is from RefSeq and is a predicted model, not a curated record. The transcript has a single exon.